GCGAACACCUGUGGCUAGUCAAUUAAAAAAAAAUACGGCCGAAGAAAUUUCGCGGUGAGUCGCAACCACGUUUGUUUGAUAGCAUCGCAUCGAUCAAACGGAUACAAUUUUCGUUUCAUUCAUUAAAAUCAAAAGUGCCACUUGUAAGUAAAAAAAAAUAAACAGGACGUAAUCGACAACAAGUAUUUGAGUGCUGUUUCACUUUUUGUUGUGACCGCCGCAAUGCAACUGGUACCUUCAAUCCUUUUGCUGCUUGCCAGCAUUUAUUUGCAUUAUCAGGCUAGUUUAGAUGUUUUGGGGAAUUUCUUUCCACGAUUAAAACAAGGAUAUCAAAGACGAAGUUUGGACAAGAGGUCACCUGUAAGACGUACCGCAGAGACCCUUGCAAACAGUUUUGGAUAUUUGUGUGAAGCUCAUACUGUGAUCACGGAUGACGGAUAUAUUUUAACUGUACAUCGGAUUCGGAAAUUUCCACCCACAUCCGAUAAACAACAUUCAGUUGCUCUUCUUUUACCAGGAUUCAUGGCUUCGUCGGACUCGUGGCUAUUUCGAGGAAGCAACAAAGAUUUGCCGUACAUCUUCGCCGAUGCGGGUUACGACAUGUGGAUGUAUAAUCCACGAGGAAAUGUAUAUUCAAGAAAUCACGUAGUUUUGGACCCGGAUGUUGAUGAAAAGUUUUGGAAUUUUAGUUUUCAUGAAAUGGGAGUUUACGAUCUACCAGCUGUAAUAGACUAUAUAUUAAAAUUUACAAAAGAACAAAAAGUUUCCAUCACAGCACAUUCCAUGGGUGCAGCAAUUAGUUUUGUGACGUGUUCGUUGAAACCAGAAUAUAAUAAAAAGAUCAGCCUCAUUAUAGCUCUUGCUCCUGCUGCUGUCAUUAAUUUGGAGUCGCUCAAUAUGGCUACCAAGACACUCAUUCAUAUGGCCCCACUUUUAGAGAAAUUCCUGCGACACAGACGUUCUUUUGAGAUUUUUCCUCAACGAAAAUUAAAUGGUAAACUGGCGGAAUUGCUUUGUAGCGAUGAUUCUCCUUCCCAAGAACUCUGUUUAUCAUCAGUGUUUGAAGUAACAGGAAGAGAUUAUGAACAGUUUAACAGCACCAUGUUGCCGACAGCAUUUCAUUACUACCCAUCUGGUACAUCCCUUGGUACAGUAAUGCAUAUGGUAGAAGUAUUUCAGGGACAGUUUCAAUACGAUAGCAGUGGUAAGUCUAAGGAAAUGGAUGAAUACUCACAUGAUACCCCCUACAAUCUUUCAAAAGUGACUACCCCGGUGGCUAUUUUUUAUGGUAAAAAGGACCAGAUGGUCCAAAAGAAGGAUUUAGAAAGAUUGGCGAAACAAUUAGACCAGGUGGUGGGUCUUUAUAAAGUACCUCAUCAUUCGUUUAACCAUUUGGAUUUUAUGUGGGCAUCAGAUUCUGCUUUACUACUUUACACGCACCUUUUAAAUUUAAUGGAAAUGUACAAGUAGCGACCAACAAAUUGUUUAUGUAAAAAUUAGGAAAACAGUGUGAUACUACUUAGAAUAGUCUUUUUCUUCUUUUGACAAACAGGGUGAUAUUUAUGAAUUUUGCCAUCAUAAAUUUAGUUAAGUAGAUAGUAUGACGUAGUUACUGCUAAACGUGACCUGUAAAAUAUAAGCCAAAUA
Messenger RNA from Agrilus planipennis (emerald ash borer), 1647 nucleotides. Its product is annotated as lipase 1-like. NCBI's taxonomy places the organism in Eukaryota, Metazoa, Arthropoda, Insecta, Coleoptera, Buprestidae. The record is from RefSeq and is a predicted model, not a curated record. The transcript has 7 exons. The coding region runs from base 223 to 1470 and encodes 415 amino acids. Gene Ontology annotation, molecular function: hydrolase activity, acting on ester bonds.